Molecule: messenger RNA, 1083 nt
Organism: Penicillium alfredii
Lineage: Eukaryota; Fungi; Ascomycota; Eurotiomycetes; Eurotiales; Aspergillaceae
Exons: 5
Coding region: 1-1083 (360 amino acids)
Biological process (GO): pentose-phosphate shunt, non-oxidative branch; carbohydrate metabolic process
Cellular component (GO): intracellular anatomical structure
Molecular function (GO): transaldolase activity
Source: RefSeq, a predicted model, not a curated record
AUGGGAGAACAACAACCUUCAACGUGGCUUGAAAGGCUCCAAGGGCAACUGAAGAUCGACAUUGAUUGCAUGGACCCUGUCGAGGCUAAAAGAUGGCUUCCCUUUCAACCUGAGGAUCAGACGAGCAACCAGCGACUGGUUUAUGAGCAAAUGAUCUCCCCAGAUAAUCGGGAGCUGUUCCUUCAAACAGCACGAGAGUACAAAGCCAAAGGCUGGGAGGCAAUUCUCACGAGAAUGAGCGCGCUCCUUUGUGCAAAGAACAUUGACAACAUUAAAGGACGCGUUCUACUACAGUCCAGCGCUUUCGGCGCGUACGACACUAAUAAAGUGGUUGAACAUGCCCGUGCCUACGCUCGAGAGUUUGAGAAAGUGGGAAUCUUCAAAGACCGCUUUUGUAUCAAGAUCCCUUGUACGGGACCUGCUCUCAAUGCGAGUCCUAUUCUGUUGAAGGAGGGCAUUCGUACCCUUGGGACAAUCCUCUAUUCCCUCCCCCAGGCUAUUGCGGCUAGUCAGGCUGGAUGUCUUUCGAUUAGCCCUUAUAUCAACUUCCCCUGGUUCCAUAUGGACCGAAGCCAAUGGCCCGAUGUUGAGGAUCCGGCCUUGCAGCACCCCAUGGCACCGAGAAUCAUGCAUAUCCAAGAAACAUACGCGCGUCUCUAUAAAGAGACGGGUCAACCCCAGCCAUUGAUGAAGCCUGCAAGCUUCAUCUCUGCUAGAGAGGCAAUGGCAAUGGGCGAGCUGGGCUGUCACCACGCAACAAUCUCGGAGGAUAUUAUCCAGCAGCUUUCCAUUCUCAGUGCUGAGGCCAAUCCCCCGCCAGGGGCCAACGUCUUCACGGAAACAGGCAUUCCUUCGUCACGCAUCAUUCAUCUUGCCAAGACAGACCCUCUUUCUGGCGCGGACUGGGACGGAAAGCUUGCCUCGACAGAUAUCGAUUACCUUGCGGAAAACGGAAAGGAAUUGGAGAAUGCGAUCCAACAAGAUCUUGUGACGGCUAGGGGUGUGAAGGAAGCUCUCGAGGCUUUCGAAGCAAAUGAGCUCCAGAGCAAGUCCGCUAUUCAGGAAGUAUUGAAGCAGCUCUGA